Messenger RNA from Verruconis gallopava, 2675 nucleotides. RefSeq lists its product as hypothetical. Gene Ontology annotation, molecular function: chromatin binding. The transcript has 2 exons. Gene Ontology annotation, cellular component: nuclear inner membrane. NCBI's taxonomy places the organism in Eukaryota, Fungi, Ascomycota, Dothideomycetes, Venturiales, Sympoventuriaceae. The record is from RefSeq and is a predicted model, not a curated record. Bases 197 to 1855 code for a protein of 552 amino acids.
UCCAACUUUCCACUCGCAUUACUUGGCCCUAGCAACACUUUUUGCUGUUGAGCGCCUCACAACGGGCCACGUCGCUCUAGAGGUUUCACUGUUGCGCUCAUCGUCAACCGUUCCCUUGCGCACGGUCGUCUAACUUGCUGCUUCAUUGACGCCAUUCAGAACCCUGCUUAUCGCGCCAUCAAAAACCUCUUGCAUCAUGGAGGAAGACGACCUGUUCUACCUGGCACCAGGAUUCGACCCGGCAACGCUGACGGUCCCGCGCCUGCGCAACGUCCUUCUCACGCACAACAUCGAAUAUCCGUCGAAUGCGAAGAAGCCGCAGCUGCUGCAACUUUUCAAUGACGAGCUUGUCCCACAGGCCAAGAAGUUGCUGGCGGCGUCGAAGCGGGUAAAACGUUCGGCAAGAGGCAUUGAGGAUGUUCCAUCAAGCCAGACCAGCACGGUAGAUGAGGACGAGCUUCCACAGCCUGAGCCUGCUCCUACGCCUGCGCGACGGGGUGGACGGCGAAAGACGAAGCCCGUGGAGGAGGAUCUCUCGUCAGAGGCUACCUUGAUUGCGCCUGAGUCUACAGCGAGGCCACGGAGAACGACCACAAGAGCCACGCGGUCGAUGGAACCUGAACAUCUCGACCCUGAACCUGCGACAGCUCCAGUCCCAGCGCCGAAAAGACGAGGGCGGCCGAGCAUGAAGACGCCGAAGCAGGAAAGUCCCGAUCCCGAAGCAUGGCACAAACCUGCAGAGGACAGUCCUUUCACUAUGGACAAUCCGUUCCAGAGCGGGGGAAGUUCGCCGCCACCGCAAGCGCACGGCGCAGACCGGAGAAGACGCACAAUCGAGCCUUCGGUCGGCACAGAGAAACGGAAGAGUACAUCCUCACGACGGAAGACUGAUGGUGUCGUGGCUUCUAAGUCAGAGGCUUCCGCAAAGGGCUCGGCGUACGAGAUUCCUGUGGCGACUAUGAAGCGAAAGAAAUCGCCUUCCGCUGAUUCCGAGCUCGUCCCUGCCGGGGAAGAAUUUGCUCCUGAUGAGGCUCUAGAGUUGGCUCAGCAAGAAGCCUCUGGUCAACUCGUGCGGCCGCCCCGCAGAAGAGAAGGUGGUUCCGGCUCGUUCAUUCUUCAGGGUCUCCUAUGGCCUCUUGUGAUUAGUGCUGGAUUCUUGGGCACUCUUUGGGUCCAGGAGAAAUACAGCGUAGGCUACUGUGGUGUCGGAAACGAGCCAAGGAUGGAAAUAGCCGGCAAGGAAAUCCCAGAAUGGGCAGACUCGCUACGACCCCAGUGCGAGCCAUGUCCCCAGCAUGCGUUCUGCUACCAGAAUCUAGAAACCAAGUGCGAAGAUGGCUUCGUGCUUCAGCACCACCCUCUUACGCUUGGUGGAAACCUACCGAUCCCACUACCUCCUUCGUGUGAACCGGACACAGAGAAGACUCGCAAAGUUCAACACGUUGUGCAGAGAGCUGUCGACGUGCUACGGGAUCGAAACGCUGCGUACGAAUGCGGAGAGCCUCUUGCGGGAGAAACCACACCGCUGAAGUCGGCCGCUAUCUCUGAGGAGGAGUUGAAGGCUACUCUAUCCGCCAAACGCACCAAGAAGAUGUCUCAGGAAGAAUUCGACGCGCUGUUCGCAGAAGCAAUCCCCGAGAUCAUGAAUCGCGACGAGGUCGUCACUGUCGAGAACACAGGGGUCGGCGCUAAUAGCUUCGUCUUCUCUACAGCGGAACCAGAUAUCUUCGAAGUACUUCUCGGGCCAAGCAGUCGCUCGUCUGUGCACUCCGAACGUCCAUCCGUCUCCUCCUCAUCGACCUCGGGGCUGGACUCCGACGAAAGCUGGCUGAGUAUUUUUGGUCCCUUGCAUUGAUCUUCAUGGUUGCGGGCACGUCAUUCUACGGCAAACGCAGACUCGAGUGGCGACGAACUGAGGAAGAGUGGGCCAAGGAUCUUGCGAGGCAAGCCUUUGACAGGUUGAGCACGCAUGCGACGUUGCACGCCGAAGACCCGGAAACAUAUCCCGAGCCUUUCUUGUUGGUCAGUCAUUUGCGAGAUCAGAUUCUCAACGAGGACAUUGGAAAGAAAUGGGUGCAGGACCUUUGGGCCAAGACGAUGGCCAAAGUCAAGAAGAACUCGAACGUGAGGGAGCUGAAUCAGGAGAUGAGGAAAGGAGACUACGGUCUGACGUGGGAGUGGAUCGGGCCGCUAGCUGCUCUACCGGACACCGCAGCGAGCAGGCGCAUCUCAGGAUACCCCGGUGGAGGCAGAAGAAGCACAGGAAGACACAGCAUGUUACCGCCUGCAAGUAGCCCGCUAUCAGGGUUGAGCACGAUGCCAGCGGAUGACGAAGGCCGGGCACCAGAGAUGUCCGAGCGCAAAUGGGAGGAAAGUCGACCGAUAUAUUAAGGGCCGGGUCGAACCGUCCUACUUGUUUUGUUUGUUUUAUAUAUAUCUUUUCUUCUCCCAUUUUUGUUUUGGUAUACUGCGGAUGUUGGAUUCACGUCAUUGAUACCAUGUUGGACUGGCACCUCUGCCAGCUUGAUGAGCAAACUGGCUAAUGAACAUGAGUUUUUUGACUCGCGCUACUUUUGCACUCUUUUUUUCUUCUUUUGGGGGGGAUUCAUUCCACGUUAGCCUCAUGUACUACCCCACUAGAUGCCUCGUUUUGCUAAAAUACAUAGAAAUACACA